Lactuca sativa (garden lettuce) is the source of this 488-nucleotide messenger RNA. RefSeq lists its product as uncharacterized. The record is from RefSeq and is a predicted model, not a curated record. Lineage: Eukaryota; Viridiplantae; Streptophyta; Magnoliopsida; Asterales; Asteraceae.
CCAUGACACCUUGUUCCUUAUCGUUAUAGCAACAAGACACUUGGGCCAACUUGAAUUGUAUCCAAACUCUCUAUACUUGUGCACAUAAAUUUUAAUCUUCUUUCAAUUCUUUUCCUUGUUUUUUGAUUCAAGAUGCAUGAUUGGGCUGCUCCGAUCAUAUCUGCAGCGUUGUUUGCUCUUUUAGCUCCGGGACUCAUUGUUCAAAUGCCAGGAAAAGAAUCAUCGGUUGGUUUUAUGAACAUGAAGACUAGCAUAAUCUCCAUGUUUCUACACACAGUUCUUUAUGGUUUGCUUCUUAUUUUGUUUCUUGUAGUCCUUGACAUACAUAUGUAUGCUUAGGCAUUAAUAUCAACCCGAAGAAACCUCAUCGUUUGUUGUUUUAAUGGUGAUUUACUUGAUUAUUUUCUUUUAUUAGCCACUCGUUGAUGGUUUUUUCUUAUGUUAUAUGAAUUUGGAAGUUUGAGAUGAAAUGAAAGUUUAUUUCUACC